Molecule: messenger RNA, 1908 nt
Organism: Harpegnathos saltator (Jerdon's jumping ant)
Lineage: Eukaryota; Metazoa; Arthropoda; Insecta; Hymenoptera; Formicidae
Product: ovochymase-2
Exons: 8
Coding region: 133-1701 (522 amino acids)
Biological process (GO): proteolysis
Molecular function (GO): serine-type endopeptidase activity
Source: RefSeq, a predicted model, not a curated record
UUCUUAUUUACCGUAAGAAAGAUCGACCAGCUGUUCGUCGAGGUCAUUGUCAAGGUACAAAAGGGUGAUGGAAAUGAUCGUCUUCAUUUCCGAUUUCAUCUCUAAUUUGAUCCGCAUCGGUCACCAUCCAACAUGCUGCCUCUAGUUGCUGUCUUGGUGCUCGGCGUUCUCGCGCAGCAGACAUUCGCAGAUGAACCCGAAGCGAUUGUCGGUGGCAUGAUGGCCGACCCGGGUCAGUUCCCUCAUCAAGUUAGCUUGAGAACAUCUUAUGGCAGCCACUUCUGCGGCGGUAGCAUCGUCAGUAAAUGGACCAUAGUGACCGCUGCUCACUGUACACAAGGAUUAACCGCAAAAGGUAUAACAGUCGUCGUCGGGAGCUUGAGGAGCAACAGCGGAGGCGUUUCGCACAAAGUUAGAGAGAUAAUAGAACAUCCUGAGUACGUGCAUGCUCAGAAGGCCUCCUGGAAGAAUGACAUGUGUCUACUCAUCCUCGAGACACCAUUGGAAUUCAACGCCUACGUACAGCCCAUCAAACUAGCCACCGUCAGUCCUAAAGUCGGCAAACCAGCCAUCACAUCCGGAUGGGGUUAUACGAGAGCAAAUGGAAGAGUUUCGCCUGAUCUGCUUUGGAUAAACACCUAUAUAGUGAGCCGCGACAAAUGCGCGAAAGAUCAUUAUGGCCAACCGCUCGGCGACUCUCACUUGUGCGCAUACAAGGAAAUCGGACGGGGCGCUUGCCAGGGUGACAGCGGCGGCCCGCUUACGGUUGACGACGAAUUGGUCGGUGUCACUUCGUGGGUUCUCCCUUGCGCUCUUGGUCGAUCAGAUGUCUACUGUAAUGUCGCCGCAAUGAAGUCGUUUUGGCAACCGAGGAUCGUAUAUGGUUGUGAUGAUGAUCGUCUUCACUUCCGAUUUCAUCUCCGGUUUGAUCCGCAUCGGUCAUCAUCCAACAUGCUGCCUCUAGUUGCUGUCUUGGUGCUCGGCGUUCUCGCGCAGCAGACAUUCGCGGACGAACCCGAAGCGAUUGUCGGCGGCAACCAUGCCAAGCUGGGUCAGUUCCCUCAUCAGGUUAGCUUGAGAAACUACGGCAGCCACUUCUGCGGUGGCAGCAUCAUCAGUGAGAGAACCGUGAUGACCGCUGCUCACUGUGUACAAGGUGUAAGCGCACACAGUUUAACAGUCCACGCCGGAACCACAACUAGCAACGGAAUCGCAGGCACUUCACGCAAAGUUCAAAGGAUCAUACAACAUCCUAAGUACGUGCAUAGUUCGGCGGUCUCCUGGAACAAUGAUAUGUGUCUACUCAUCCUCGAAACGCCAUUCCAAUUCAACGCCAACAUACAGCCCAUCAGACCAGCUACCAGCACUCCUCAGUCCGGCACUUCAGCCGUCACAUCCGGAUGGGGUUAUACGGUAGCAAAUGGAAAAGUUUCGCCUAAUCUUCUUUGGAUACCAACUGUCAUAUUAGACCGCUACCAAUGCCAGCAACGUUUUAGAGGCCAACCGCUCGGUGUUUCUCACAUAUGCAUAGAUAAUCCAGCCGGAAAGGGCGCUUGCCAGGGUGACAGCGGUGGCCCGCUUGUAGCUAACGGCCAAUUGGUCGGUGUCACUUCUUUUGUUGCCCCUUGUGGUCGUGGUGUGCCAGAUGUCUUCUGUGAUGUCGCUGCAAUGAAGUCGUUUUGGCAAGCGAAUAUGGUAUAAAUAGCGGAAGUAUCAACGAUUCAUCACAGUGACGAAAACGCAACACGUAAUCGAGACAUCAAUCGCGAUAGUUGCCUGAUCCAGUCUGGUCGGUCACGCGUUCUUAGAAUAAGCUAAAAAAAUAAGAAAAAAACAAAGAGAAAAUAGAGAAAAAAUAUUCUUGAUGUUAAUCCACUAAUAAAAGCUUACUAGUUAAAUUCAUCGCAA